CAGGCUUAGGUGUCGCUAUACAUAUAAUCAGUGUAACUUUUACUACAUUUUCCGAAUGAUAAUUUUACUCAGAUCAAGAGGCUUACAAAUCCUAAGAACAGAAUGGGAAAAUUAUCAGUGUUUGGAAUUACAUUGGAAGGGAACAGAACAGUAUAUUUCCCAGGCGAUUUCAUCAAAGGACAAGUAUUGAUUCAAGUAACUGAGCCAAUGAAGAUGAAAGCUAUUAAAAUCAUGUGCGUCGGCAGAGCAUACGUUCAUUGGACUGAAACACGCACAACAGGAUCAGGCGAAAAUCAACGAACCGAAACUGAAAAUUAUUCUGAAACUGAGAACCUAUUCGAACAGACUAUCAUCGUACACGGAGAAGGCGCCAAUGAACAGACUAAUCUUUCACAAGGACAGCACGUGUUUCCAUUUCAGUAUCAAUUGCCGACACCACUUCCGUCGUCUUACGAAGACGGCAUUGGAUACAUCAGAUACUGGGUGAAAGGAACAAUUGUAAAACCAUGGAAAUUCGAUAAAUAUACAACGCAAGUGUUUACUGUUCUUGAUACAUUGGAUCUGAACAACAUUCCAAAUAUAUCUACUCCUUCUGGAAAUUCAGACACAAAGACUCUUUGCUGCUGGUGUUGUACCAGUGGACCGAUCGAGGCAGAAUUUCACACUGACAGAUCUGGUUACGUUCCAGGGGAAUAUAUUUUGAUCAAUGCUGCCAUCACUAAUUCUAGUUACAGCAAAGUUAAAUACACGUCCGCAAUGUUAAUGCAAAAUGUGACGUAUCACGCAACAACCAAGACAAGGAUUGAUUCCCGAGUUGUCAACACAAUAAUGGGGCCUGGAGUUGAUAAACGUGCGACUGAAAACUGGACUAACAAAAGACUUCAUAUUCCCCCUCUACCCCCAUCUGAAUCACUACACUGCAGAAUUAUUGACAUAACUUAUUCUGUGAUUUUCCAGGCUCACCUAAGAACAUGUGCCGUAGACAUGCGUUUAUACGCGCCAAUCACAAUAGGAACCAUUCCUAUUCGCAGUUUACAAAUGUAUAGGAACCCGCCCCCGUCAAUUGGUAACCAACGACUUGCCGUUGCACCAAGCGCUCUUCCAAUCCACAAUUUUCCACCCAACACCUCGCCAAAUCCAGAGCAAGCAACAAGCGCUUAUCCUACGCGGGGAACUUUUUAUUCGCCCCCUCCCUCGUACCCGUCAGCAACCGGGGGUGGAGCAAUAAUAAAAGAUGACGAUUAUGGAUAUACAAUGGGAGACACAUCUUUCACGCCUCAGUAUACUUACUACGAUUGGAAUCAAUCGACUUUCACUUCCAAUAAAUAAGUGCUUGACGACAGAAUUUUAUUUAUAGUUCUUAUAAAUAAUAGUGACGCUUGAAAAGAACUCAAAGAGAAUUGAUGUAUUUAGCUGUUUAUACUUAUAUUUUAUAUAUAGAAAGGAAUUCUUACAUAAGAAGAAUUCUCACAACCGGUGUCAAAGAAUGAUAUUUACAAAAACUAUAUAUAUGUCAUCACACAGAGGGUCUAUAUGUAAUUUCGGGCACUACAUACACUCCCGAAUUAAGCAAUAUUUUGUUAAAAAUAGAAUAGAAAAUCAAAUUUAAGAUCAGGCAAGAAGAAUAUUGAACUUAUGAAUCAUUACAACUAAUCUUUGUUCUAGAUACCCAAUAUUUCAACCCAAAUAUACUGCAGUGGUUUUAUUUUAAUUGAGGGACAAACAACGGAUAUUCGUUACAGAUGAUUGUACUUUUUCGAAAAUUUAUACAUUCUUAUCCAUUGGAUGAAUUUUACAAAGCGUAUUGCGUAUCUAUAUUUACAUAAAUUCUUGUUAAGCUUAA
Styela clava is the source of this 1843-nucleotide messenger RNA. RefSeq names its product arrestin domain-containing protein 3-like. Gene Ontology annotation, cellular component: cytoplasm. Gene Ontology annotation, biological process: protein transport. The record is from RefSeq and is a predicted model, not a curated record. NCBI's taxonomy places the organism in Eukaryota, Metazoa, Chordata, Ascidiacea, Stolidobranchia, Styelidae.